ACUUUGAGCCAAAUGCAAUUAGGGAUUGAUUAUGCACUUCCGGAAACAAUCAAUUUUGAUGAUUUGAUUGCACCCGAGGGUUUCGUUGUAACGGGGAUCAGAUUUAGAUUUGCCGGAGAUUCACUUGAUUUUCCAAAGCUAACGGCUGGCGCUAUCGAAUUGCAAGUUCGUGUAACCCCAUAUGAUUACGUCAGUGGCAAACUGAUUAACCAUGACCAAACACACUGGAUCGUUCCAAAAUACAAUGCUCCGAGAGACGAAUUGGUUUUAACUGACCCAGAUGUGCCAAUUGAGUCACCUGAAAAUACGAUUACCUCAAAAACCAAUCAGUUUAUUAGAUUCCGUGCUUCGGAUCUGAAAAAAGACGCUGGGCAAUCAACAGUUCCAUUUUUCGAUGCACAAGAUGUCGAUGCUGAUCACGAAUUUCCUUUAGGAGGAAUCGGAAUAAUUCAUCGGGGCCGGGAAGGUUACGGUGGAUUUUUGGCUUUCAAAAUCUAUGAUCUCGAUCUUUCUCGUUAUAUAAAUAGCAACCAUACUCCCUCUCCGUAGUAUGAUUGAAAAUUGUAUUUUUUCUUCUAUUGAUGCAUAAUACUAAUCUCAUAUCAUUAAUCCUUAAUCUUCCCUACACGCUAAAUUAACUCAUCUUUUUAUGUACCCAAGAGUAAAAAAAAUAAUCAGAUAAUUAAACUGUCAAAUGAGAAUGCAAAGGAGUAGACUGGUUCAAACUCCCAAAUUUCGAAGAAUAAUCCUCCUGAAGAAGGGUCUCUAU
Messenger RNA from Microplitis mediator, 769 nucleotides. RefSeq lists its product as uncharacterized. NCBI's taxonomy places the organism in Eukaryota, Metazoa, Arthropoda, Insecta, Hymenoptera, Braconidae. Bases 13 to 549 code for a protein of 178 amino acids. The record is from RefSeq and is a predicted model, not a curated record. The transcript has 2 exons.